This is a messenger RNA of Linum tenue, 1003 nucleotides long. The record is from the annotation of a GenBank genome assembly. Lineage: Eukaryota; Viridiplantae; Streptophyta; Magnoliopsida; Malpighiales; Linaceae.
AUGCCGGCGGCCGGCAGUUUGACCAUUUUAUCAACCGGACAAGUCUGCGUUGACACUUCCCCAGGCGACUUACCAUUUGCGUCUUCUCCAGCCAUGGCCGAGGCUUCUAACCCAGCAGCAGUCGACAGCAGCAGUCUGGGGCCGAAAGAAACAGGUGGUGACAAGAAGAUGGGAUCCUCCGGCGACCGUGUUUCUGAUACCAUCAUUCCCCACCUUCUCAAUUUGUAUGCAUCGCGUGCCACAGCUACGGACUUCGAAAUCUAUGCCCCAAAUGCUUCCUUCGAAGAUCCCCUCAUGUCUGCUCAAGGGGUGAAGCAGAUCAAAUCAGCAUUCUACUCACUUCCUAAGGUGUUCAAAGAGUCUGAAAUCGUGGAGUACAGUGUGCACGAGAAUCAAUUGGAACCUGGAAAACAAGAGAUAUUGAUCGACAACAAACAACGUUACACUCUGUUGGGGAAAAGUAUAGAGAUGAUCUCGCUUAUCCGACUCCACGUCGAGAAUGGCAAAAUCGUUCGACACGAGGACUGGUGGGACAAGAAGCCGAUUGAGAACAGAGAAACAGCGAAAUUACGUGUGAUUGGGCGGCUCAAGGAAAUUGUUCGAAGAGGAUCUAUGUUUGCGACCCAUGCGGCAAUGGGCUUCGGAAAGGACCCAUCAACCCGUUCCCAAGGCCCAAGUCCUAGCCAGACCACCAAAUAGAAGCCAGAGUACUGGGCUUGGGCCCGUUCUUUGGGUGAAUGAGCAUAUAUAUAUAUAUAUGUAUGUGUAUGCUGUAAUUUGUUGGCCAGAAAGAAAUAUUUUGUUUCUUUUGUCAGAAAUCAUAAUUAAGAUGAUUUUUCUUUGCGAGAUGUGCUUACAUUUUCUUCUCUCUUCUACUAUUAUCACAUGUUUUCAAAACAAUAACUUUAAGAAUAGUUUAACUACAUUAUUUUGUGUGGUAACCAGAUUGCAGUACCUAUAAAUAUCAUCAAUUCAUCAAAAUAACGAGACAAAUCAUUGUGGC